Dipodomys ordii (Ord's kangaroo rat) is the source of this 3419-nucleotide messenger RNA. RefSeq names its product LIM and SH3 protein 1 (gene Lasp1). The transcript has 7 exons. NCBI's taxonomy places the organism in Eukaryota, Metazoa, Chordata, Mammalia, Rodentia, Heteromyidae. Bases 133 to 924 code for a protein of 263 amino acids. The record is from RefSeq and is a predicted model, not a curated record. Gene Ontology annotation, cellular component: focal adhesion. Gene Ontology annotation, molecular function: actin filament binding.
CAGUUCCUCUGAUCCAGUCGCGGUCGCCGCCGUCUGCACAGUCGCAGCCGCGGCCGCCUCCCGCCAGCUCGCCCCGGCAAAGCGGAACGCGCGCGAGCUCGGGCGUCCCCGCCCCAGCCUCUACCUGGAACCAUGAACCCCAACUGCGCCCGGUGCGGCAAGAUCGUGUACCCCACGGAGAAGGUGAACUGUCUGGAUAAGUUCUGGCAUAAAGCAUGCUUUCAUUGCGAGACCUGCAAGAUGACACUGAACAUGAAGAACUACAAGGGCUAUGAGAAGAAGCCCUACUGCAAUGCACACUACCCCAAGCAAUCCUUCACCAUGGUGGCUGACACUCCGGAAAACCUCCGCCUGAAGCAACAAAGCGAGCUCCAGAGUCAGGUGCGCUACAAGGAAGAAUUUGAGAAGAGCAAGGGUAAAGGCUUCAGCGUGGUGGCAGACACACCUGAACUGCAGAGAAUCAAGAAGACCCAGGACCAGAUCAGCAACAUCAAAUACCAUGAGGAGUUUGAGAAGAGCCGCAUGGGCCCCAGUGGGGGUGAGGGGAUAGAACCGGAGCGCCGAGAAUCCCAGGACAGCAGCAGCUACCGGCGGCCCCCAGAUCAGCAGCAGCAGCAGCCACACCACAUCCCAACCAGUACCACAGCUUACCAGCAGCCCCAGCAGCAGCAAGUGACCCCAUCCUACGGUGGUUACAAGGAGCCUGCAGCCCCCGUCUCCAUACAGCGCAGCGCUCCUGGAGGGGGUGGGAAGCGGUACCGUGCGGUGUAUGACUACAGCGCUGCGGAUGAGGACGAGGUCUCCUUCCAGGAUGGGGACACCAUUGUCAACGUGCAGCAGAUCGACGACGGCUGGAUGUACGGGACCGUGGAGCGCACGGGCGACACGGGGAUGCUGCCAGCCAAUUACGUGGAGGCCAUCUGAGCCCCGGGCCCCCCUCCCUCCAUCUUCAGUGCAUUCCACAGCAUCGCAUCCAUCCUGGGGCCUCACCGUCCACAGACACCCGUUCAGUGUCUCUCUCUUUUUUUUUUUUAAGAUCAGCGACAGCUUGUCUAUUCUUACCCCUUCUCCAGCUUCUUUUGCCAACCGAAGCCUCAUUCUGCCACUUUUCUCGGGUUCUUUCAUCUAGCAGGUUUUCCCCUCCACUGACUUUGUCAUUUCUCUCUGGAUAGAUUAGGCAGGGUACCCUGGCAGGGCCGGGGCCUGGGCAGGAAGCGUGUUGGCGGAUAGCCUCACCGCCCCUCUCUCUCACUGUCCUGCCCAGUUCCUCAACCCAGACAUUCCAGAGUCGGGGCUCACCCCAGCCCCACGGGACUCCCAGUCAGCACUCUGCACGUUCCCCUGAGAUGGGGGUGGGAGGCUCUGUGGUUAUGUGGGGACUUGUGGGAUCGACUCACCUCUCUCCCUCAAAGAGGGGGCUCCCUGCCCUGCCUCGAGGGCAGCAGAAGGAGAAUAGAAUUCCCACUUUGAGAUGUGAAUUCCUGCCCCAUGUGUGUUCUUUCUUGUACUUCGGCCCACACAGACCUAGAGAGCUCCCGGGCAAGCACAGCUGGGGUCAGGUUCUUGCCUUACUAUGUUAGGCCAGGCACAGAAAGCAGAGAAAUGGUGUUCGCCCCCGGAGCUCUGCUCACUGCCCCCCAUCUCCAGGGACUGAACAUCAAUUGCUUCCCAGGCUGAAAGCCAUCGCCCAAAGGGUUAGAGACUGGGCUGCCUGUGGUGGGGAUCCAUGUUAAGCUGGACCUCUUCUCGUGGGGAGAGAUGCCAGAAAGUCUUGGAAUGAUGCCUAGCCAGGAGGGCCCUAUGUGUCUCCAGUGGGGGUCUGUUGGGACAGAAGCGAGACUGCAAGUGUCUGUGGUCAGGGCAAAUAGGUGAGAACAAGAAGAAAGUGUGUCUGGGCUUGUAACAGACAGACAGAUAGACACAGCUGUUUCACCCUGCGAUGUUUCUAGACCUGAAGAAAGCCACCUCCCCCUUUAUCCUUUGCAGGGUGCUGUGCAGAAGUUAAGGCUGGGUCUGGCCUGGGCGGGGCCUGUUGCUGAGCUGCAGGCAUUUUCUCUUCCCUAUCUUCAUAUCUAGAGUUGCAGAGUUAGAGUACCAGAAGGACCUGGGUCCCUCAUACCAUGGUGCCUCACAUAGGGCUUUUCCCUCUCACUUCCAUAAAGCCCCCUUGUAGCCAGGAAGAGGGUCCUGGAGUUACAAAACUGGAAGCACUGACUCUGGGCGGAGAGAGGGACAGACGGUGCUAUGUCCAUCCGGGGACGAGGCCAGCCUGUGCUUGGCUUUCCUCAUCUCUAGGUUUUCUUGUCACCCCUAGGAUCUCCCUCUCCCAACUCCACCCAGAGUCCAAGUCUAGUACCCUCUUGGUGAGGUCUAAGCCGGUGGUUGAGGAAAUUGGCCUUGGGAGAAUCCUGCCUGAAACGUUCCUUUUCCUUUCAGGCCCCAGUCUAGGUCAGGACAGGUAGAAUAUUCUAUUGGGGAAUCUCGGGGUAGGGGGUGGGAAGUGAGGGCAGUUGAUGUCUUGGGUGAUGCACUAGUCCCUGAGGCACUGAUCCAUUCCAUUUUCUCUUGAUCUCAAAGCACAAUGCCGGUCUGGGGGACAUGUCAGGGAAAAGAUCCUGAACAUGUGGGAGGAGCCAGAGGCCUCCUGUUUCCACUCAGCUGACUCCCUACCAAAACAGGGCAAGCCAGCUGUUCCCUCUGUUCUUUCUCCCUCUCCCCCAUAUCCCGAGAGGAGGGGCCGUCUCACUGGUGCUGAGGGACCCAGGGCUGCUGGAGUCCGUGUUCCUUUCCAGAACCAAUCCACCCUUAGAAGACCACAGUACCCCGAGGGCUGGGCUGAACCCCUGGUCUUUGCCUCUCCUCACAGAGGUCUUUUAGUCAGUCUAAUCCCAGAAGAGAAGACACCCCAGCUAGAAUGUGAACUUAAUUUUUGUCGACCAAUCCUCCGGUGCAAGAAGUCCAAUGGUGAGAAGCAUGGAUUCUCCCAACACUGCUUCCUGCCUGCCCCGCCCCUCUCUCCAGGGAAAACUUUUAUGCUUAGUUUCUGCCUUUUUCCCUUCACAUAUGCACUUUUGGGCCUUUUUAUUUUAAAUAUAUAUAUAGCUGGAAAACAAAACAAAAACAAUGUACCAUCCCCAGAAGCCUGUAUUUAAAAAGAAACACAAGUGACCCUGUGAAAAUGGCCUCUGUCCAAACAUUUUGUCCGUGAGUGUGUGUGUGUGUACAUGUGUGCGUGUGUGAGAAGCUACCCACUCAUCUUUUAUAUGGGGUUGUCUUUCCUCGGUCUGUUUGAUCCCUUCCCUUGUGAGCUUGUGCUUGGGAUCAGAUCUUUCUGGCCUGUUAUGACUCUGAACAUUGACUUGAACCACAACUGAAUCUUUUUCCUGGUGACUCAAAUAAAAGUAUAAUUUUUACCUGCG